Molecule: messenger RNA, 2724 nt
Organism: Thelazia callipaeda (thelaziosis nematode)
Lineage: Eukaryota; Metazoa; Nematoda; Chromadorea; Rhabditida; Thelaziidae
Source: the annotation of a GenBank genome assembly
AUGCACGAUUGUAUCUUGCCAUUUUCACACAGUGCUCAUACUGGUAGCUGUAUUGAAUGCUGUGCUAGUGAUACAUUUGUUGAAUUUGUCAAAUUAAAUAUUAACUUUGCAGAAUUGUUGGAUCUGGAUCCUUUAUCCUUAUCGGCUUUGAAUAACAAAGCAUUUGAGUCAUUAUACAAUUUCAAUUUUCUCAAUUCAAUACAGACACAGGUAUUUUUUUGUUUGUAUCAAACUGAUCAAAAUGCACUGAUUGGAGCACCGACUGGUUCUGGAAAAACUUUUUGUGCUGAACUAGCAAUGUUCCGUACUUUUAACUUGUUUCCUGACAAAAAGUGUGUAUAUAUUGCACCAUUAAAAGCGUUGGUACGUGAACGCUUCUGCGAUUGGUCUCAAAAAUUUCGAAGUCUUAAUAUAAGAACAGUGGAACUCACUGGUGAUCAUACUCCAGAUAUCCAGAGUUUAAAAUUAGCUCAAGUCAUAAUUACGACACCUGAGAAAUGGGAUGGGAUUACACGUAGCUGGGAACUUCGUCAGUAUGUUAAAGAUGUUGUUCUCGUAAUUGUUGAUGAAAUCCAUUUGCUUGGUGUUGAGAGAGGAUCUGUAUUGGAGGCCAUUAUUACUAGACUUAAACUGAUGACUGCGAAACAGCGGCAUAUAAAUAAUAUUCGCGUGAUAGGUCUUUCUACUGCUCUUGCAAAUGCAGGCGAUGUUGCGGAGUGGUUAAAUGUUUCUAAUGAGGGACUUUUCAAUUUUCCACCAAAUGUACGACCUGUACCCAUUGAAGUACAUAUUUCUGGUUUCCCAGGUCAGUAUUAUUGCCCUCGAAUGGCUUUGAUGGAUCGACCAGCUUAUAGGGCAAUCAAAAGUUACUCCCCCUUCAAGCCAGUACUGGUGUUUGUGGCGUCACGGCGACAAACACGAUUAACGGCCAUGGCUUUUAUGUCCCAGCUUGCCACCGAAGAGGACCCUAAACAAUGGCUUAACAUGGAUGCAGAAGAGCUUGAACAGUUGAUUUCUAUUAUCAAGGAUGAUAAUUUGAAAUUGGUACUACCAUUUGGUAUUGGAUUGCAUCACGCUGGUUUGCAGCAGUAUGAAAAGAAUAUCAUCGAACAGCUUUACGUUGAAAAGAAAAUUCAAGUAUUGGUAACUACGGCAACUUUGGCAUGGGGCAUCAAUAUGCCUGCACAUUUGGUUAUUAUCAAGGGAACUGAAUAUUACGAUGGAAAAUCUCACACGUAUGUUGAUUUUCCAGUUACAGAUAUUUUGCAAAUGAUAGGUCGCGCUGGUCGACCUCAGUUUGAUAAUAUAGCCAUUGCUGUAAUAUUUGUUCAUGACAUCAAGAAAAAUUUUUACAAACGUUUUCUUUAUGAGCCUUUUCCUGUCGAAUCAAGUUUGCUUUCUUCUUUGCCAAAUCAUAUAAACGCAGAAAUAUAUGCUGGAACCAUUACUUCCAAGCAAGAUGUUGUACAAUAUAUUGCUAAUACCUAUUUUUAUCGUCGUAUUUUAGCAAAUCCAGGUUAUUACUGCGUUGAAAAUGCAACACCGAGAGCAUUGACACAGUUUCUUGUUAAAGUUGUUGAUAGGUGUCUCGAAGAGCUUCAGCUUUCCAAAUGUAUUGAUAUUUAUGAAGAAGAUGACAACCUUAUCUCGACAUCUCUGGGAAUUAUUGCGAGUUUAUAUUAUCUAGAUCAUAAAACUGUUCGAUUUUUUGCCAGUAAUAUAACGUCCUCGAUAACAAUUGAUGGGCUUGUUAAAGUUUUAGCUGACUGUCCAGAAUACGAUGAGAUUCCGGUCCGACAUAACGAAGAUCAAGUUAAUGCGCAACUUCAAAAUAUUCUAUCAUGUGAUUUAUCGGCUGGUUCUGCGAUGAAUUCGCCCCAUACGAAGGCGUUUCUUAUGUUAAUGGCUCAUUUUACUCAUUUGGAACUAGGAACUGAUUUUGCUAGCGACCAACAUUCAAUGUUAGACCAGUGCAUUCGAAUUAUUAAUGCUAUGAUGGACAUGAGCCUUCUACAAAAAUGGUUGUCGACCUCUCUUUCUGUUGUUAUAUUGAUGCAAAUGAUCAUCCAAGGAACUUGGCAUCUAAAUCACCCUUUACUAAUUAUUCCACAUUUCACCGAGGGACUUAUACAUAAAAUUGGGCAUUAUGAUUCCACGAUUCCAUUGCUUAAGAAUAAGCUUGGCUUAGAUCAAAGGUUUGUGGAAAAAGCGAAAAAACAAGCCAUUAGGGAGAUUUUACGAACUAAGUCUAUCAAUGAAAGAGAAGCAGCUGAGGCCGUAGAUGCUCUUUUAAAGUGGCCAGUACUGCAACCAAGAAAUUGCAUUUUGAGUAGUGCAACUGAAACAUUUCAAAUUGAUUAUUUGCAAGAUGAAGUAAAUGCUGACUAUAUCAAAGUGAAGUCUAGUGCAAGAUAUACUGUUUUGUUCACAUUUGAGUCGAUUGGUCCAUACGAGUCUGAAACGGACGCAUUCUGUCCCCGUUUUGAUAAGGAAAGGAAAGCUGGUUGGAUUGCAAUUAUUGGCGAGAAAGAUACUGGUGAAGUGUUGUGCUGUAAAAGAAUACUACCCAUAGUUGGUUCGAAAAAAAUUAUUCUUUCAUUCCAAAUGCCGAGACAGCUUGGUCGGCAUAUUUUCACGAUGUUCGUUAUGUCGGAUUCGUAUAUUGGUAUCGAUCAGGAAUACAAUCUUUAUUGUGAUAUAGUGGAAAAAACGUGGAACUAUUGA